AUGUCGUCCAAUUUGUUGAACUUCAACAAACCAUGCAAUGGAUGUCGACGUCGAAAGGUCCGCUGCGAUAAGGCCAAGCCGUGCCUCAACUGCGUUCGUCAUGGAAUCUCUUGUGUCUACGACCCCCAGAGGGAGCCCGGCGUCCCCAGCCCCGAAAGUCAACAGCAGUUACAGGAGAGAGUCGACCGACUAGAAAGGGUGAUUGAGGAGAUGAAGGGCAUGUCUGUUCGGGGAGAAUCACUCAAGGCAACCAGCAGCUCGUUUCCGUCUGCGAGUCCAGCAACAAGUCACUUUGGCGAGUUUUACAACGACCGAGAUGAGUCCCUGGCUGGAGAUCCUGGAAUGCAGGUUUACGACGAAAACGUGUCCUAUUAUCUUGGCCCCGACUACUGGCUCAACCUCCAAGACGUUGUCUACGAACCGAGGUGCCUUUUCCGUAUCGACUCGGACAAAACGGGCAAAAACCCCGCGAGUCCGUCUUCGUGGCCUAUCGGUCGAACACCCGUUCUGGCCGAUCUUUCCCAUCUACACCUUGAACCCGAAAAAGAAGACAUCUUGACCGACCUUUUCCUCGCGCAUGUUGAGCCCUAUGUUCGAAUAGUCCACGAGUCCUACUGGCGGCAGCAAAUCACGGAUUUCCGAGUGGGCGUCCACAAAAUCCCGAUAGACGUGGAGGUAGGCAUGUUUGCAACCCAGGCCAUGACCGUUGCGGCAUUGCCGGCAAACCUUAUCCAAGAGAGGUUAGGCAAGCCCAAGAAGGAUCUCCUUCGACACCUGCAGGAAGCUACCCAACUAGCUCUUGAGAGAGCAGACAUUUUGCGGAGUAGGAAGGUUUUGGCUUUCUUUGCUCUGCUAUAUCAUAUUGUUCGUUUGGCCACUUCCACAACCAUCCACUCACGAUUCUGA
Molecule: messenger RNA, 906 nt
Organism: Colletotrichum fioriniae
Lineage: Eukaryota; Fungi; Ascomycota; Sordariomycetes; Glomerellales; Glomerellaceae
Source: RefSeq, a predicted model, not a curated record